CUAAAACUUCACACAUCCCAUAAGAUAUAAACUUCUCAUCUGCAAUACUUCACUACCGAUUUUUCACUUACUCAACCUAUCGACAAUUUAAUACCAUCUUACUAUACAAACCGAUCAGAAAUUGAAUUUACCAAUCAUCCAUCAAACUUCAUCGGAUCGUGUGUUUGUGUUUGUGAUUGAAAAUGGUCUCUUUCUUUCGAAAGUGGAAGACUACAUCACCAGGACAAUCUCCAUUACUUUCUCAUCCAUCAAGUCCAUCUCAACACAUCUCAACCACAAGUUUAAUCAGAUCCAAACCUAUCUCAUGGAUAAUUUACAUUUCAAUAAUCUAUUCAAUAAUCUUAAUCGAUCGACAUUUCAUAAGAGAUUCAAAUCUUUCACAAACCAAUGCUUGUUCAACUUAUCAUUUGUUAAAUGCUGUUAAAUCAAAAGCUUGUUCAACUUUUCCAAAUCGGGUUUAUCAUUCUUCUACUCUUAAAAAAUAUAAAUCUAAGUUUUGUGAAGAUUUAGAAGAAAAAGAAAAAGAAAACGUUUGGAAAGAAAGUUUGUUAAAUGAAUUUAUUCAACAUGAUCAUUCGAAUUCGCUUGAUCAUCAUUCUGUAAAUUCGAAUUCUAGUUUGGAGUUUAAAGUUGUGGAUCAACUUGUUGAAGAGAAAUUGGAUUCGAUCGAAAUCGAAAUGGAUAGAUCAAUGGGUAUGAAAAGAUGUGAAAAGAAUUUUCCUAAUUUGUUUUACGAAUUAGAAAGAGUUGUAAAGUUUUAUAAAGAAUCAAAUAAAAAAGUCACGUCUGAACAACUUGAUGAAGCUAUCAAAGUGGGACACGCAAGGGUUUUGAUUUAUGAGAAUCGAGUAUAUAUCAAAGAAUAUAAAGGUGGACCAGGAAAACGUACAGAAGCAUUAUUAAACUCGAUUCAAGAAGCCGUGAUCACUUCACCAGAACGAUUACCAAACAUAGAAUUCGUAGUAAAAACAGUAGACGCACCCACAGGUGAAGAAACGAAAUUACCAUUAUGGGUUUUAGAUCGUACAAUCGAUCAAGAGGAUGUUUGGCUUACACCGGAUUACGGAUUUUAUUCUUGGCCUGAACCGAAGGUGGGAAGUAUGAUUGAAGUUAGAGAUAAGUGUAAUGAGAUUGAAAAAAAGUUGGACUGGAAAGAUAAGAUUCCUAAGGCUUUUUGGAGAGGUGCGAUUUUGGUCAAACUUAGAGAACAAAUGAUUGAGAUUGCAAAAGGACAUGAAUGGAAUGAUAUCAAACCGAUUGUAUGGCAACAUUUAGAUGGAUUAUUAAAAACUCCAGAAGAACAUUGUCAAUAUCAAUACUUGGUUCAUGCAGAAGGUUAUGCAUAUUCAGGUAGAUUGAAGUAUUUACAAAUGUGUCGUAGUGUGAUCGUUUCACAUGAAAUGAAAUUCAUUCAACAUUUUCAUCAUUUAUUAGAUUCGAAUCCUAAUUCACCUACCCAAAACAUUGCAUUAGCUAAAGGACCUGGAUUCGAAGGUUUACCUGAACUUAUGAAAUCUUUAAUCAAUGAUCAAAAGAAAUCAAAAUCGAUUGCAGAGAAUUCGAAUCGAUUGUUUAAAUAUUAUUUAAGUCCUGCUGGGAUUUCUUGUUAUUGGAGACAGAUGUUUAGGGCUUGGUCUGAAGUUCAAGGAUUUGUUCCUCAGAGAUUAGAUAAUUAUACGGCUUUUGAAUCUUUCAAUUUAAUGCAUACUGUUCAAUGGAAUCCUUAUUAAAGGAAAAGAAAAAAAGUAAUCGAAGUUUAAUAUAGAUAUUAUGGAUUGUUUUUUUUGUUUUGGUGGUUCGUUCGUCUUUUGUUUCUCUUUAGGGUUUUGUUUUGUUUUGUUUUGUGUUUCAUUUUAAAUUUGAGUUUUUCAUUUUGAUUUUGCAUCUCUAGAUUUCCUUAAUCACAUUGUGUUUUUUUUUUGAUUAGUUAAAAAUUAAUUUAGUGUUUCUUUAGAUUUGAUUGGUUUUUGGUAGUAGUAGUAGUUUUGAUUUUAAUUACAUACAUAUAUCUAUCUAUCUAUAUCUUUGUAACGUAUUCUUUUUGAUCUCUUUUUUGGUUUCUGUAACUCUUUUUUUUUCUUCUUUUUUUGGGGGUAGGAGAUGAAUCUGUCAAGGGAAAUUGUUUUUUUGGAUCGUUUUUUUUUUGAUCAAAUAAGGAAAUGAAAAUAAAAAUCUGGAUGAUUCUUCUUAGUGUAUUUGUAUUAACAUUGAAAAUUGGAACACCUAUCCUGAUAAGUUGUAUCUGUAUC
Messenger RNA from Melampsora larici-populina 98AG31, 2249 nucleotides. RefSeq lists its product as uncharacterized. Bases 183 to 1730 code for a protein of 515 amino acids. Lineage: Eukaryota; Fungi; Basidiomycota; Pucciniomycetes; Pucciniales; Melampsoraceae. The transcript is spliced from 9 exons. The record is from RefSeq and is a predicted model, not a curated record.